AUGGAUCCAGAUUGGGCAUAUUUGCCCGCACUUCAUCUCAGUUUGAUUCUUGACAAGUUGGUAGAACGAUUAGAUCACAUUUGGUUCAGUGCCGUGUGCAAGAAUUGGCACUCAAUUGCAAAGCUAAACCAUCAGAACAACGAAUUCAAGAGUAAAGUACUGCCCAUGCUAAUGAUCCCCACAGAAAGAAAGAGCAGAAAGAAGAGAAGUUUAUAUGGCAUUGCCGCUAAGAAAGUUUACCACUUUCAAUUGCCAGUGCCUUACAGCAAGAGGUGUUGUGGUUCAAGCCACGGUUGGUUAGCAACUGUAGAUUCUUGUUAUGUUAUAACAUUAAUGAAUCCUUUUAAGAAUGUUGCUCCCAUUCCUCUGCCACCCCUGAAUCCUGGAUUGUCACAUAAGUAUCUCUUUGAACAAAAUAUGCAUAAGGUUACUUUGUCAGUUGAUCCCACAAGCAACCCAGAUGAUUAUGUGGUUGCAGCAGUUUAUACCCAAGCUUGCAAUCUUGCUUUCAUAAAAGCAGGCCAAAAGUUUUGGACUUAUAUUGACGAAGAUUUUUUAUGUUUCACUGAUAUUACAUUCUAUAAAGGGGCCUAUCUUGUGAAAUCAUUGGAAGGAAACUUGUUGAUGGUUAGAAGAUUUUUGGGUUAUCACCACCCAGAUAGCUCCUCAUAUAGCACCGGUACUGAGAGUUUCGAAGUGUAUAAGUUGGAACUCGAUGUCCAAAGUGGGAAGCUUUUGCAAAUGUCAAAACUCAACAGUUUGGGAGACAAUGUUCUGUUCCUGGGUGACAGUGAUUCAAUUUCUGUGUCGGCUUCGUAUUUCUCCCAUUGUCUGCGAAAGGAUUCUAUUUACUAUUCCGAUGAUUUUUAUGACAACGACCCUUACCCUUUUGGCCCAUUUGAUAAUGGAAUCUAUAAUGUAAAGGAUCGAAGCUUUGCUAAAUAUUACCCUUACAAUCCUUCCUUCAAGCGUAUGCCACCUCCAUUAUGGGUUUUACAACCAUUCAAAUGGGAUUGA
This is a messenger RNA of Gastrolobium bilobum, 1017 nucleotides long. RefSeq lists its product as uncharacterized. The transcript is spliced from 2 exons. The record is from RefSeq and is a predicted model, not a curated record. NCBI's taxonomy places the organism in Eukaryota, Viridiplantae, Streptophyta, Magnoliopsida, Fabales, Fabaceae. The coding region runs from base 1 to 1017 and encodes 338 amino acids.